Messenger RNA from Nicrophorus vespilloides, 1516 nucleotides. RefSeq names its product DNA/RNA-binding protein KIN17 (gene kin17). Gene Ontology annotation, molecular function: double-stranded DNA binding. The record is from RefSeq and is a predicted model, not a curated record. Lineage: Eukaryota; Metazoa; Arthropoda; Insecta; Coleoptera; Silphidae. Gene Ontology annotation, biological process: DNA replication; DNA damage response. Gene Ontology annotation, cellular component: nucleus. Bases 192 to 1358 code for a protein of 388 amino acids. The transcript has a single exon.
AACUUUGCUACGUUGGGAACUCUGCUCGCACCUUGUUUUGACAGAUGACAGAUUUUCUGUUAUUCCCUGUUUAUUAUUAUUAUAACCAGUUUUCUGGUAGUUCCAACAAUUUUCCAAACUGUUUUUCUAUGUGAAUAUAUAUCACGGGAAAUAUAUUAUUUUAAUAUACAUAUUUACAACAAACUAUCAUCAUGGGGAAGAAAGCAGAGGUGGGAACACCCAAGUACAUUGCUAACAAGAUGAAAGCGAAGGGGCUUCAGAAGCUGAGAUGGUACUGUCAGAUGUGUUCGAAGCAGUGCCGAGAUGAGAACGGUUUCAAGUGCCACACAAUGUCUGAAUCACAUCAGCGGCAGCUGCUGCUGUUUGCUGACAACUCAAAGAAGUACAUGGAUGAAUUUUCUUAUGAGCUGAGUAGGGAGUUUGUGCAGAUCUUAAGGAGACAGUUUGGUACGAAACGCGUUGCUGCCAAUAGGGUGUAUCAGGAGUACAUUGCUGAUCGUAAUCAUGUCCAUAUGAACUCCACCAGAUGGGUAACACUGACUGGUUUCGUUAAAUGGCUUGGGAAAACUGGAAAAUGUAUCAUUGAUGAGACUGAGAAGGGUUGGUAUAUUACCUACGUUGAGAAAGAUCCAGAUCAGAUUGCCAAGGAGGAGAGGAAAAAUAAAAAAAUUAAAAUGGAUAAGGACGAUGAGGAACGCACAUUGGAGUUUAUUGAGAAGCAAGUGAAACAUGCCCAAGAGGUUGGUGGAGAAACGUCGGAGCCAAUGUAUACGGAAUUUGUUAGGGAGAAUGAAGAGGAAAAGCUUGCACUGGAUAUUAAGUUGGAAUCAAAGUCAAAGGUGAUGAUGAUGGUUUCCAGUAUGACACCACUUAAUAAAUUGGUGAAACCUGGUGGAUCCUCUGAUGAUGUGUUCAAGAAACCCAAGGAUAGAAAGAGGACAGCUAUGGAAGAGUUGAUGGAGCAGGAGGAAAAGAGGAAAGAGAAAAAUAAUCGGAAGGAUUACUGGUUGACUGAGGGCAUUGUGGUAAAGGUUAUGACAAAGUCUCUAGGGGAGGAGUAUUAUAAGGCUAAAGGCGUGAUUAGGGAGGUCAAGGAUAGGUAUUGCGCUAUUGUCAAGCUGUUGGAGGGCGGCAAGAAGAUCAAGUUGGAUCAGGAGCAUUUGGAGACGGUUAUACCGGCUAUCGGGAAGUUGGUGAAGAUUGUGAAUGGAGCGUAUCGGCGUGAAACAGCUACACUCUUGAACAUUGACGAGCGUAAUUACUGCGCGGAUUUGGAGAUCCAAUGCGGUGUGCUCAAAGGAAGGAAAAUCAAGGGCAUCGAGUACGAAGACUUUUGUAAAAUCGACGACCAAGAAUAAUAUUUUUAAUAAAAGAGUUUUUGUAAAUAAUUAAAUGAAAAACAAACAUUUAGUCCCCCAUUUACUUGCUAAUAAUUGUAAAUGUACGAUGUAACAAUAUGAUAUACAAUAAAUGUGAUGUAAUAAAAAAUACUAGAGAGAGAGAAUUAACAGAUUUG